AUGUUUGGAACUGCCGAUCUGAAGCUGUGCGGCACUGCCAUCCUGCUGGUCUUGGGAGUUCUCACCAAUGUCUUCAACCUCGGGGUUAUGCUGGUGCAGCAGUGGAGGUCCAGAAGUGUGAAUACUAUGGCCGUCAUCAUCAGCUUCAUCUCAUUGGGCAACACCGUGCUGCAAGUCUCCACCUUCGUCCUCAUGGCCAUGGUCUGGGCUGGGGUGCUCUGCUGGCCAGACUUACCUUUCUUCUUCUGUGUCGUCCUGUUUGUGUGGCUCAGCAGCAGCUCUGUCAGCUUCUGGUCUGUCGCAUGGCUGAGCGUCUUCUACUGCAUGAGGGUGUUGAGCUUCUCCUUAGUACUCCUCAGAGCACUUAAGGACAAUAUCUCAUCCAUCCUGAAAGUCACCCUGGUGGUGACCUUAUUGACCUCCUGCGUGAUGUUCACCCCUUUCUUGUAUCUCCAUUUCGGAAGUAGAAGUCUUGCUCCAAACGUGACAGAAAAUGCUGCUUGUGUCAUCAGGAAGCCUCUGUUCCCCAACUGGGUUGACGUCAACAUUUAUGUGAUCACCUUUAUUUGCUACCUCACCCUGAUGCCCUUGAUGAUCAUGCUUCCGACAUCCCUGAGGAUGAUCAUUUACCUCUGCAAACACACUUUGUCCAUGCAGAAAAAGUCGAGCAGCUUUCACACUGUAGAGUCGUACCUGCUCAUCUGCAGGCUGACGGUGGCUCUGGUCUGGGUUUACCUCACCACACUGCUCACCAUAUCCCUUUACUAUUUCCAUGCCAUUUUUGCUUCUGGGCUGAGCGCAGAGAUGCUCUUUCUUGGAUUGUCGUUUUAUUGUGUUGCUUCUGCAAUCCUCCUCACCUGCUCCAACAAAAACUUGAGAGAGAAGCUCAAAGCACUGUUCCCCCGAGGAAAGAACACAAACACACUGAGAGUGUGCCAAGAGUGCUGA
Molecule: messenger RNA, 948 nt
Organism: Larimichthys crocea (large yellow croaker)
Lineage: Eukaryota; Metazoa; Chordata; Actinopteri; Sciaenidae
Product: taste receptor type 2 member 40
Exons: 1
Coding region: 1-948 (315 amino acids)
Biological process (GO): sensory perception of taste; G protein-coupled receptor signaling pathway
Cellular component (GO): membrane
Molecular function (GO): G protein-coupled receptor activity; bitter taste receptor activity
Source: RefSeq, a predicted model, not a curated record